Messenger RNA from Closterium sp. NIES-67, 3935 nucleotides. The record is from the annotation of a GenBank genome assembly. Lineage: Eukaryota; Viridiplantae; Streptophyta; Zygnematophyceae; Desmidiales; Closteriaceae.
UUGCUCACAGGCAGCUAGCACGCUACACCUACGCGCCGAGAGAAGAGAUUGCCGUGCCCCUAGGCUGUUAGCACGCUACGCGCCAACGCAAAUACCUCGUUGUGCGCCUAGCCAAUUUACGUGCCAUGCGUCUAGCGUGCUAGCUUCUUAGGCGCCUUGGCAGCUACCACGCUAUGCGCCUAGGCUGCUACCACGCUGCGGGUGUAGGCUGUUAGCUCGCCACGCGCCUAGGCUGCUAGCUCUCCACGCGCCUAGGCAGCUAGCGCACCACGCGCCGAGUGAGGUAUCACCGUGAGCCUAGGCAGCUCGCACACUACGCGCCUAAGCAACUAGCUCACUGCCUGCCUAGCUUGCGCGCCAUGCGCAUAGGCAGCUAGCGUGCCACACGCCUACGCAGCUAGCUCAAUGCGUGCCUAGCUUGCACGCCAUGCGCCUAGGCAGCUAGCUUCAUGCGCCUAGGCGGCUAGCUUCCUACGCGCCUAGGCAGGUAGCGUGCCACACGCCUACGCAGCUAGCUCAAUGUGUGCCUAGUUUGCACGCCAUGCGUUUAGACAGCUAGCUUCACGCGCCUAGGCGGCUAGCUUCCUACGUGCCUAGGUAGCUAGCAUGCCACACGCCUACGCAACUAGCUCAAUGUGUGCUUAGCUUGCGCCAAUCACAUGCGACAAUGCAAUUUCAUAUGCAUGCGCAAUCUACUUCUGGAACAGUGCCGUUUCAGACGAAAAACAACAGGCCACAAUACUUAGUCGAUUUUUUAAGCUUUAUUUUUCAAGUUGGGCCUGCCUUUGCUAUUUUAGCCUGGGGCUUCCCCCCAGCCACCACAAUUCGUGCAUUCGCACAUUUUGACGAACGGGGUGAGGUUUUUCGCGGGUUUUCGUUUUGACGCGCUCAAAGUUAUCAAGUUUCAAUUUGACUAGUGACCCUAUUUCAAUUGAAGUUUUUGUCACAAUUUUUGUUGCACACAUGUCAAUGGCUACUGGGCAAGCGGCUUCGUUCGUCCGUUCGUCCGCUCGUUGGUGCUCUACUUUCCACUCACCCUUGGUUGCUUCUCCCUCGUCACUCUAGCAAAGGCCUACUAGCUUGUUGAAAUGAUGACUACGACGUGAAAUGCCAUUCUACAUUAGUUUUAACCCGUAUGAGUUGUCCUGUGAUACUAUAGGGUUUCCUAAAUGGGUCGUUCUGAAUGAAGGCAAGUUAGAGGGAGUUUUCUUGUAGAUUGCCCAUAGUAGUAUCCCCUUGGAUCUCUCUUAAUAUGUAUAGCGAAACAGGAGAUGACAAAUGGCCAUUCAUAUAACUGCUCUCUUUGAUAGGGUUGAACCGUUACGCUGCAGGCUGCUAUUUGAGUUGUUGUCGAUCUUCGGACCAAGACUCUCGGCGAGCUCAUUCGCGUGCGCAAGUUUUAUCUGACGCUUAUUCUUCGCAUUAGUUCUUGCUCAAUGGCUUCCCUCGCUGCUCCCUGCGCUUCCCUCGCGCUUACCCCUCGCGCAGUCCAGAGCAGCGCCGCACCGCAGAAGCUGCGGUCCUCAGUGCUCGGCCAACGCCUAGCCGUCACCGUCAAGAAGCACCUCGUCGCAGCCUGCCAGCGCAACGCCUCCCCUAGAGCCGCCGCCGACGACGCCGCUCUUUCCCUCUCAAAGGCCCUCCCUCCCGCCGCUCUCGCUUCCCUUAUCCUGUCGCUCUCCGCAUCCCCCGCCGCUUUCGCUGAGGAUGUCUCCGCUCCCUCGGUUCCCGUAUUCGGGACGGAGCUUCAGAUCGCUAAUCCUGCUGCUGCUCCCUCAGCCCUGGGGCAGUCGUCCCUCACUGCUCCCCCAGUGGCCACUGCCAACCGCCUAGAUCUGCCCGAGAGCACCACCUGGCGCUACAGCGAGUUCAUCAGUGCGGUGCAGAGCGGUAAGGUGGAGCGCGUGCGGUUCAGCAAGGACGGCGCGUUCCUGCAACUGACGGCGAUCGACGGCCGCCGUGCCACCGUCACGCUACCUAACGACCCGAGCCUCGUCGACAUCCUCGCCCAAAACGGCGUGGAUAUCUCGGUCGCGGAGAGCGAGGGGGGCAACAACUACAUCGGGCUCAUCGCGAAUCUCCUCUUCCCGCUCAUCGCCUUCGCGGGGCUCUUCUUCCUCUUCCGCCGCGCGCAGGGAGGCCCCGGCGGAGUCGGCGGGCCCGGCGGGCCCAUGGACUUCGGACGCGCCAAGUCUAAGUUCCAGGAGGUCCCCGAGACCGGCGUGACGUUCAAGGACGUCGCGGGCGCUGACCAGGCCAAACUGGAGCUGCAGGAGGUCGUAGACUUCCUCAAGAAUCCUGACAAGUACACCCAGCUGGGUGCCAAGAUCCCUAAGGGCUGCCUGCUCGUCGGCCCCCCCGGUACGGGCAAGACCCUCCUGGCGCGUGCGGUGGCGGGCGAGGCGGGAGUGCCCUUCUUCUCCUGCGCCGCCUCGGAGUUCGUCGAGCUCUUCGUCGGCGUCGGCGCCUCGCGCGUCCGCGACCUCUUCCAGAAGGCCAAGACCAAGGCGCCGUGCAUCGUGUUCAUUGAUGAGAUCGACGCCGUGGGCCGGCAGCGAGGCGCUGGGCUGGGCGGCGGCAACGACGAGCGCGAGCAAACGAUCAACCAGCUGCUGACGGAGAUGGACGGUUUCCAGGGCAACACUGGGGUCAUCGUCCUCGCCGCCACCAACCGCCCCGACGUCCUCGACUCCGCGCUCCUCCGCCCCGGCCGCUUCGACCGUCAGGUGACCGUCGACCGUCCUGACGUAGCUGGCCGCGUUUCGAUCCUCAAGGUGCACUCCCGCGGGAAGGUGCUCGCGAAGGACGUGGAUCUGGAUAAGGUGGCUCGCCGCACGCCCGGAUUCACUGGCGCCGACCUGCAGAACCUGAUGAACGAGGCGGCCAUCUUCGCCGCGCGGCGCAACCUCAAGGAGAUUUCCAUGGACGAGAUCUCGGACGCCCUGGAGAGGAUCAUCGCCGGGCCGGAGAAGAAGGGCGCCGUGGUUUCCCCUGAGAAGCGCCGCCUGGUGGCGUACCAUGAGGCGGGCCACGCAGUGGUAGGCGCGCUCAUGCCCGAGUACGACCCCGUGGCGAAAAUCUCCAUCAUCCCCCGCGGCGGCGCUGGCGGGCUCACCUUCUUCGCCCCGAGCGAAGAGCGCCUGGAGUCUGGGCUCUACUCCCGCUCUUACCUCGAGAACCAGAUGGCUGUGGCUCUGGGGGGGCGCAUUGCCGAGGAGCUGAUCUUCGGUUCGGAGAACGUGACGACGGGCGCGUCGAACGACUUCAUGCAGGUGUCCCGCGUGGCCCGCCAGAUGGUGGAGCGGUUCGGGUUCAGCAAGAAGAUCGGCCAGCUGGCUCUGGGGGGAGGUGGCGGGAACCCAUUCCUGGGCCAGCAGGUUACCAACGCUACGGAGUAUUCCAUGCAGACUGCGGACCUGAUUGAUUCUGAGGUGAGGGAGCUGGUGGACAGGGCGUAUGCGAGGGCUAAGACGCUGCUGACGGAGAACAUUGAUGUGAUGCACAAGCUGGCGGAGCUGCUCAUGGAGAAGGAGACGGUGGACGGGGAGGAGUUCAUGAGCCUCUUCAUCGACGGCGACGCCAAGCUCAUGCUCAACUAGGGGAAUGGUUGGGGAAUGGCUGGCUUGAUGUGAAUGUUUGGGCGUGGAAUUGUGUUGGUUUUUAGCGUCUUGGAACCUUGUAAAAACCUUCUUGAUUAUUUCUCUAGGUUUUAUUCUCGUUAUGGCAAGUUUUGUACCUCAUUAGUGAGACUGUUGAUUGGCAACCAUGGUUGGUACCGUAUAUGUACUGAGAGGGUGAAAACUGUGGGGAGACUACUGCUUAGAUACUUCUGGUAGACAAGUCAUCCUGCUCAUUUCUGCUGAUCCCAGCCUAGUGGAGAAUCUGGGAAAUGGAAGUUGUGAUGCAAAAGCUUGAAUGUGACACUUUUUGAACGU